AUGCCGCCAGGACAGAAACUGUAUCCACGAGGUACCGUCAAAAAGAUCAUCAAAGCACACUCCGGCCGCAGCCUCAGCAAGAACGUCGAUAUCCUGAUGUUCCUCGACUAUGCCUUGUUUAUGCAGACACUUGUCAAGGAGGCAGCAAUCGAGGCAAAGCAGGGAGGAGAGAGAGGGAUCACAGCAAGGAGCGUCAGGAAGGUCACUGGGGAUGCACUCGCCAAGUUCAAGGGAUGA
Molecule: messenger RNA, 237 nt
Organism: Cryphonectria parasitica EP155
Lineage: Eukaryota; Fungi; Ascomycota; Sordariomycetes; Diaporthales; Cryphonectriaceae
Exons: 4
Coding region: 1-237 (78 amino acids)
Biological process (GO): chromosome segregation; mitotic cell cycle; kinetochore assembly
Cellular component (GO): nucleoplasm; kinetochore
Molecular function (GO): protein heterodimerization activity
Source: RefSeq, a predicted model, not a curated record